Molecule: messenger RNA, 2653 nt
Organism: Bufo bufo (common toad)
Lineage: Eukaryota; Metazoa; Chordata; Amphibia; Anura; Bufonidae
Gene: QSOX1
Product: quiescin sulfhydryl oxidase 1
Exons: 12
Coding region: 71-2458 (795 amino acids)
Biological process (GO): protein folding
Cellular component (GO): Golgi membrane
Molecular function (GO): protein disulfide isomerase activity; flavin-dependent sulfhydryl oxidase activity
Source: RefSeq, a predicted model, not a curated record
GCGCUAUGUGGGCAGCCCCGGUUGUCCUCCUCCGGGAUGUUGCUCCUGCUCUCUCCGGCUCAGAGGCGGAAUGAUGCCGGGCUCGGUGCUCAGGGUCCCCGGAGUGUGGCUGCUGCUCUUGGCGGUGCUGGUGCCGGGGGGCGCCCACAUCUACGACGAGCACGACCCGCUGGUGUCACUGGAGAAAGGCGCCCAUGGUCUGCUGCUCAACUCCUCCAGCAGCUGGGUCGCCCAGUUCUUCGCCAGCUGGUGCGGGCACUGCCAGAGCUUCAAGAGCAGCUGGAUGGUCCUGGCGCACGAUGUAAAGGAUUGGAGGCCUGCAGUGUAUCUCGCUGUGUUAGACUGUGCCGAGGAGUCCAACACCAAGAUGUGUAAAGACUUCGGAGUGCAAGGAUUCCCCACUGUCCAGUUCUUCAAUACCUACUCGAAAAACCCAUCGGAUGGCAUCAAGCUUUAUAAUCGUGACCCCGAUCAGAUGAGACAGUUCAUUAUUGAUAAACUGGAGGCACAAAAAGAGUCUCCACCCCCCGCGUGUCCUCCACUCGAGCCAAUCAGCGCCCCUGAGGUCGAACAUUUUUUUGAGAAUAAUGAUGAAAGCUACCUGGCUUUGAUUUUUGAAGAACCUGAAGCGUACAUGGCGAGAGAGGUGGCUCUAGACAUGGUGCAGUAUCAGGGGGUCUCUGUACGGAGGGUACUUAAGGACGAAUCUGAACUGGUAGAAAAGUUUAAGGUGUCCUCAUUCCCAACUGGUUUCCUUCUGUGUAAAAAUGGAUCUGUUAGUAAAAUUAACCUGAAGGAGGAGAGCCGGGCACAUUAUACACCAUUUCUGCGGUCACUUCCCGGGGUGAGGAAAGUUAUCAUCAAUCUGGUUACGUGGUCUGCAGACCCUGUGGACGACAUAGUGGUCCGUAGGGCUGUGAACAGUUCGGUGAUUUACAUGGCAGAUCUGGAGUCGUCUAUCCAUUACUCCCUGCGGGUGGAGGUGGCUCGGUUCACCGUGUUACAUGGAGAUCGUCUCCGAUCGUUGAUUAAUUAUAUCUCCGUACUGAAAAAGUACUUUCCUGCUCGCCCCUACUUGCGCAGACUGCUGGAUUAUCUGUAUGCAUGGCUGAACAAUCGAAGAGCAAAGCUGGUGCCGUAUAAAGAUUUUGCAGAUGCCGUAAAUAGCAAAAAUCAGGAACAGAAUGCGGUGCUGACUCCACAUGCCGACUUCAUCUGGUGUCAGGGUUCCAAACCAGAAUUUCGAGGUUUUCCAUGUUCUGUCUGGACGCUGUAUCACUUGCUGACCGUCAGAGCUGCUCAGCUUGGAACUGAACAGACCAAUUCACUGGAGGUUUUAAAGACAAUGCGAGGUUAUAUCCGCUCCUUCUUUGGCUGCACAGGUUGCGCUCAUCACUUUGAGGAAAUGGCUAAAGAAUCAAUGAACAGUGUCCGCAGUCUGGAUGAAGCCAUCAGGUGGUUGUGGUUUAGUCAUAACCGGGUCAAUAAGAGACUAGCAGGAGAUGCAACCGAAGAUCCAGAUUUUCCAAAGAUUCAGUGGCCUCCAAAAGAACUUUGUGCAGACUGCCAGAAAAUGGUAGGUAAUAACGUGACCUGGGACGAGCCUGCCGUACUCCGUUUUUUGAAGACACGUUUUUCUGAGAACAAUUUAUCAUAUGACUAUUUGGAGGAUGAAGCAGUCCUGUUGGCAAAUCAAAGAAAACUUAAUAAUGUACGCAGGACCAGAAGGGAAGCUGGAGACGAAGAAACAGAUGCUGAAGAACAGAGUAUAAAUGAGGCUAUAGUCCCACCAGUCAAAGCAGAAGAACCUGAAGAUACAGCUACAGAAACAGAUGCUGAAGAGCAUAGUGUAAAUGAUGAAAUAGCCCCACCAGUCAAAGCAAAAGAACCUGAAGAUAGAGCUACAGAAGCUGAAGAGCAGAGUGUAAAAUAUGCUAUAGCCCCACCAGUCAAAACAGAAGAACCUGAAGAUAGAGCUACAGUUUCUAAAGAAAAAACAAGUCCUCGCCAUAGGCCCACCAUAGUAAAAAUGAAAACUUUCACAGCUGUGCAAGCUGAAAAAGAGGAAGAAGAGAACAUUGUGGACUUAGAUUUAGUUGAACAUCAUAUCUUUCCUCGUAGAACAUUGCAAGAUUCCAACUCCCGCCAGAAUGGAUAUGCGAUUCAACCAGAGAAAAUGUUGGACCUUCUCGAUUCUGAGUUUGACCAAGAAGCAGUAAGGGCUCGUCUGCUUAAAAGGGGGGUGGAUGAAAACUAUCUCUUUGGUGUGAUGGUAGAAAAUGGGGAUGUGAACUGGAAAGGGCGUUGGGUAAAGAUGCUAGGAGUUGGGUUCUCUCAAUUGGACAUCAGCAUCUGUGUUCUACUGUAUUUCCUUACCAGCAUGUGCCUACUAGCCAUGUACCUGUAUCUAAGUUUCCGGUCCCGGUUCAGACGGCGGUGUUUGUGUCCGCAGCCAUGACGCAAGUAUUGUUGAGCAGUUUUAUGGUACUACAGACCUGAUGUUUUAUGGAACUGUAUAUAUUACAAGAGAACAAUGUGCCUUGUUAAUCUGUGGAAGUUCUGUACUAAUAGAGCACAAUCUCUCAAGACCAAAGCUCGUCAUAAUUGUCUUAUGUGGUAUUUUAAAAAAUAAAAUCAUGCUGUUUUGAAAAAA